Lathyrus oleraceus (garden pea) is the source of this 1500-nucleotide messenger RNA. RefSeq names its product AT-hook motif nuclear-localized protein 15. The coding region runs from base 66 to 1178 and encodes 370 amino acids. Lineage: Eukaryota; Viridiplantae; Streptophyta; Magnoliopsida; Fabales; Fabaceae. The record is from RefSeq and is a predicted model, not a curated record. The transcript has 5 exons. Gene Ontology annotation, molecular function: minor groove of adenine-thymine-rich DNA binding.
UCAGUUAGAAGCAGUUAUAAACAGUUAGUUAUAUUUCCUUCUUAGUUAGUUGAAGCUCUUCAUUCAUGCAAAUCAAAUCAAUCUCUCUCUCUCAGUUCACAUUCCAUAGUUUCAAAACUUAUUGUUCUUGUGGCACAAAAAUGGAAGAGGAUGAUAAGAAGGAGGAAGCAGCAAAGAUGAUCGGUACUUCUGCUACCGAUCAUCAAGAAGAAGAUGGUGACGAUAGACUGCCGCAAUUGCCAUUGGAUUCUUCAUUCUUGAAUCAACUUCACAUCAAAGAAGAACCUUCUGAAAUUGAAACUGAAACUUCUUCCAAGAAAAGAAAAUUGUUAGGUGGUGAUGCAGCAAUGAAUAAUUCUUCAAUAUUUCCAGUGCCAUUGCCAUUGGAUUCUUCUCCCAACCUAACACCAAUGAAGAGAAAAGAGGGACCUUCUUUAACAACUUCUUCAGAAACUCCAACCAAGAGGAGAAGAGGACGCCUUCCUGGUUCAAAGAAUAGAAAAGAAGGACCUUCUCUAACAACUUCAGAAGCAACUUCUGCAGAAACUCCAACGAAGAGAAGACCCGGCCGCCCUAUUGGUACCCGUGGUGGAAAACUCACCCCUCAUGUGAUUGAGUUGAAUGCUCGCCAGGAUGUGGUAGAGGUUCUAUACAACAUAUCUGUGGCAAAUCGUCGUAAAACUGUUAUCAUACUUUCUGCAUCCGGUUCUGUAUCAGACAUUGUGAAUCUUACUCCAGACGGUCCCAUCCACAUCAAGGGAGAAUUUGAGAUACAUUUAAUGUCGAUAAAAAGUCUCGUUGAUGGUGCUGGUCGUCACUGUCGUGAAAAGGCAACAUGUAUGGUUACAUGCAUAGAUGAUAAGGGAAAUCCGUUUGGAAAUGCUUCUGUCAAUUCUCUCAUAGUGGCCAGGCGUGUUAAAAUUACUGCGGCCUUAUUCAACACAAACACUGCUAAGAAAACAGGUGCAAGAAUUGCAGAGAUUGCUCGAAAUGAUGAAAAGAUUCCCAUAGCAGCCGUCCCUCUUCAAAUGAUUGGGGCCAACAUUGAUCCCAACAACUCCAUCAAAGAAGAAGCUUGUACGUCUGGUUUUUUGCCAACAACUCCAUCAGUGGCAUCAGCAACAACUAGUACUUCAAAUGAUCAGGACAUGAAAUCUCCUUCUGUAGGGGACACUUGAAAUUGUCAUGUAUAGAUUGUAUAUAGACUCAUAUAUAUGAAAUUAACAAUCCUCGUAUAUGUAUUAUAGGGGCACGGAUGUAAGUGCUGAUAACCUGCACCAAGGUUUUACUCAUGCGUUUGAAUCAACCUUUGCAGAGUAUGUGGCUCAUCCUGCACAUGUUGAGUUUGCAGAUGUGUUUCUUCCUAGCUUGGAAAAGGUUAUUAUAAUUGACUUUAAGCCCACCAUUGUUAACUUCUGAUUGGUUUGGUUAAAGUGAUGAAAGUCACACAAGUUCAUGGAUGAUGUCUUCUUGUUGUAUUGGAUCUGUGCUGUUUUAUGU